Racocetra persica is the source of this 876-nucleotide messenger RNA. Lineage: Eukaryota; Fungi; Glomeromycota; Glomeromycetes; Diversisporales; Gigasporaceae. The record is from the annotation of a GenBank genome assembly.
AUGGCAAAAGUAACUCAACCACCACCAUUAUCACCACUUGGUAAUGCAGUCGCCGGAUCUUUGGGCGCUAUAUUCGCAUUAUCUAUAACUUAUCCAUUGGAUAUCAUAAAAACUCGACUUCAAGUGCAAACAAAAGGUAUAUGUGAUGAGUACUACGAGUCAACAAUAGAUGCGAUUCAUAAAAUACUGAAGGCCGAAGGAAUACUUGGGCUUUAUACGGGAUUACCUUCUGGUCUUAUCGGAGUAGCCUCGACAAACUUUACAUAUUUUUAUUGGUAUUCUUUCAUUCGUACUCGCUAUCAACAAGCGCGUUCUACAAGUUCUUUAUCUACCGCCGAAGAGCUCAUAAUCGGUGCCCUUGCAGGUGCACUUGCCCAAAUUUUUACAAUUCCUGUGUCUGUUGUAACUACACGCCAACAGACUUCGAGCAUCAAUGAACGUAAAAGCCUUAUAAAUACUGCAAAAGAAAUUACUCACGAAGAUGGAAUCACUGGAUUGUGGAAAGGACUAGGGCCAUCAUUGGUAUUAUGUAUCAACCCUGCUAUAACUUAUGGUGCUUUCGAGAGAUUCAAAGAUAUAAUGCUAAAGAGGAACUUUAAUCUUACACCUGGCCUAAUCUUCUGGCUGGGUGCCCUCAGUAAAACUAUUGCUACUGUGGUUACCUACCCAUACAUUAUGGCAAAAGUAAGGCUACAAUGGAAACCAUCAAAAAACAAAGUGGCCGUUGACGAUGUUGAGGACGAAGGAGAUAAGCAAGCGUUUGACGUUGAUGGUCAAAACAGAAAAGCUAAUAGUGUUGAAAAUAAAGGUGCAAUUGGGAAUACAAGCACAGAUCACAAAAGCUGUGCUUUCUCAAGCGAUACUUUUCUAUGCUAA